Seriola dumerili (greater amberjack) is the source of this 4915-nucleotide messenger RNA. RefSeq names its product GRAM domain containing 1A (gene gramd1a). Lineage: Eukaryota; Metazoa; Chordata; Actinopteri; Carangiformes; Carangidae. The record is from RefSeq and is a predicted model, not a curated record. Gene Ontology annotation, molecular function: sterol transfer activity; sterol binding. Gene Ontology annotation, biological process: intracellular sterol transport. The transcript is spliced from 20 exons. The coding region runs from base 433 to 3267 and encodes 944 amino acids. Gene Ontology annotation, cellular component: endoplasmic reticulum-plasma membrane contact site; plasma membrane; endoplasmic reticulum membrane.
UAGCUAAACACACAAGAUGGAUGAGAGAGCAUUUUAGUCACUCUUAGCCAACAUAUGUGCAGAUUGGACAACUGGAAAUGGAUUACCUAAAGAUAAGGCCUGUUAAAUUAUCUGACAAGCCUCCUCCCAGCUUACUGUUGCAUCAUUUUUGACUGUGAAGAAACACCCACACUGCUGUCAUCUUGUGAAUCGCUCUGUGGUUUUACCAGUUAUGGGGAAUUUUACUCGCCUGAUGUGAAGAAACCUUAAAUUCACAAGAAAUACAGGGAAGACUUAAUUUUUUAUUUAGGAUUAGUGUUACUUAAUAAGUCAGAACUGAUUUGCCACAUCACAAUCAGCCAUGGGUCUGUCUCAGAUCUAAAGAUGCCAUAAGCCCGUGUUGGUGUCCUUGACGUGACUAUAAGAGAAAAUUAACCCUGGAAAGCUCUGAAAAUGACUAUGUCCUCUCCUGUGGGACCACAGGGUAUCACUCUGGCUCAGCCCAUCCCUGUCCCAAUGCUGACUGUCCUGCCCCCCUCCUCAGAUACAGAGUCCUGGUCUCGCUCACCUAGCCCUAGACUGUCACGCUUCAGCCGCCACAGUCGAUCCCACCGCAGCAGAACCCGAAUUAAGAAACGAAAUGAGGAAGAGCAAGAUUGCACUCUGAAGCGAGGUAAAACACCACAAAUUGUAAUAGAAGACACUGCGGAGAAGGGCACCAUUGGACACAGAAGCCCCUCGCCCUCCCCCUCUGUGGCCACACAGAUGGAGGGGGAAGAGCAAGGUCAGGACAGCCCUUCGCAGGACCUCCUCCUGCCACCAUCAUGCUCAUGGUCUCGUAGUCCCUCUCCUAGCCGCCGCUCCCGUUGGUCCCUCAGGAGCCUGCUCAGCAGAGACUCUGACUGGGACAGCUGCAGUACAGCCAGUAACUCUCCACGCAGCACCCCUGGCAGCUCUCCUUCCCUGCGGCGCAGGGUCCUCGGGGGUGGCAGGGCCACUGAGACCGAGGGAGGAGGAGAGAAGAGCGCUGGUGGAGGAGGUGGAGGUUCAGAUAGCCCCCUACCCUCCAUACCCUCUGCCUCCUCCCUCACAUCCGCCUACCCACUUGCUUCUCGCCACUUCAGCCGCAAUGCCAAGAAAAUGCAGAGCUGGUACAAUGUUCUCAGUCCGACAUACAAACAGCGGAACGAGGAUUUUCGUAAACUCUUUAAGAAACUUCCUGACACAGAGCGACUUAUAGUGGACUACUCUUGUGCUCUGCAGAAGGACAUACUGCUUCAGGGCCGCCUUUAUCUGUCAGAGAAUUGGCUCUGUUUCUACAGUAACAUCUUCCGCUGGGAAACCACUAUCACUAUCCUGCUGAAAGAUGUGACCUCUAUAACCAAGGAGAAGACUGCUAAGCUCAUCCCAAACGCCAUCCAGAUCAGCACCGACAAUGAGAAGCAUUUCUUCACAUCUUUCGGAGCAAGGGAUCGCAGCUACAUGAUGAUUUUCCGACUGUGGCAGAAUGCGCUGUUGGACAAGUCUCUGUCCCCUAAAGAGCUCUGGCACAUCGUACACCAGUGUUACGGCACUGAACUGGGCCUCACUAGUGAAGACGACGACUAUGUCUCCCCCACCGCCGAACACAUGAACGGCCUACUGCCAGGAGACGAGUCGGUGUCGGUCACAGAUCUGCUAGACCUGAGCUCAGUGUCAGUUCCCUCUACCGGCAGCUCUCCCCCUCCCCUGGUGCCCUGCGGUCCAGCCAGCCCAUCCUCUGCUACAAACCUCGGGGGCUCCUCUCCCCCUAACUCCGCCUCCUGUCUGCCCAUAGAGAUGCCCUCCUCAUCCGGACGCAGACUCAGCUCUGACCCGCUCGAACCCAGCCCGCCCAGCUCCCACAGCUCAUUGCCAUCCACCACUCCCACCAAUGCCUCCGCCUCUGCCUCUGCUCCGGCCUCUGCUGCUGCCUCCUUUAAUCUCGAAGAGGGUGGGGACAGCCUGUCUGAGUCAGCCAAUCACAUGCUGCCCCAGCCAACGACCAGUCUGGGAAACCUCUCCUCACUGGACAUCACCAACGAUGAGGAACUACCCACAGACCCCAGCAACUCCUCUGACACGCAAGAAGAAAGUGAAGUGGAGUCAUUCUGUGCGGACCUGAGCGGGCGGCUGCACAUCAACACUGCGGUCCGCAUGAGCGUAGACAAGCUGCACGACUUGCUGUUCUCUGCUGACACACACUUCAUCCAGCACCUCUUCUCUCAGCGGCACUUCACCGACUUGUCGGUGGGUGAAUGGCAGCAGGACAGCAGCAGUGGGAAUACCAGCCGUGUGCUUAGCUACACCAUAGCCCUCAACAACCCCCUCGGCCCCAAGACUGCCCCUGUGGUGGAAACGCAGACAUUGCAUAAGAGCAGUGCCCGGGGCGAGUGCUAUGUGGUGGACUCAGAAGUCAUCACCUCUGGCAUCCCCUACCAGGACUACUUCUACACUGUCCACAGAUACUGCCUCACCUCCAUCAACAAGCACAAGAGCCGGCUCAGAGUUUCCUCAGACAUCUGCUACCGGAAGCAGCCGUGGAGCCUGGUGAAAGCAUUGAUCGAAAAGAACACCUGGAGCGGCAUUGAGGAGUACUACAGACACAUGGAGAGUGAGGUGUGCAAGCUGGAGACGCUACUGCAGUCUGAGGUCUCCGUGGUGACCACAGGCGAAGCAGUGGGAGCCGAUGCUGCCAAGACCCCACCGGCCCUGCGCCGCCGCAAACGCACCUGCUCUCGACGGCAGGGCGAGAGGGAGAGAGAGAGAGAUGGAGGAGGUGUGGGCAGCGGGGAGCGAGGGGACAGAGGAGUCGGAGAGGAGAGGGAAAGGAGAGAAGCCAGUGCUCAGUAUAUAAAGCUGGGAGAGCGUUCACGUGGUGGAGGACACAACAGUAUAUCGACCAUCCUCCUCAUCGUCAGCUUCAUGAUCUGUAUCAGUCUGGUGGUGCUGGUGGCUCUCAACAUGCUGCUCUUCUACAAGCUGUACGCUCUGGAAAGAGCGGCCCAUACACUGGAGACGUGGCACUCCUAUUCUGUUGCUGACAGUCCUUUGCCCCAGACGGCCGGGGAGUGGGCUCAGGUCUUGCAGCUCCAGAGGCAGUUUCACCAGGCUCAGCUCAGCAAGUGGCAGCAGAUCCUGCAGUCCUCUGUCACACUUCUCGACCAGAUGAAGCAGUCUUUAGAAAAACUCCACCGGGGUAUUGUGGUCCCAGAGGUGCAGCAGGACCCGCCCACUGACACCCUCACAGACCCCCUGACUGAGCCCUGAGCACUACCUCUUCUGGUCAACACCACUCCGACUGUUCCCCACAUCUAAAUACACUCUGGCGGACCCCUCUUUUCCCUCCCUCAUUUCCAAAUUGAAAACCAGGUUUGGAACAUGCGGGAGGGGAAACUACAUUACCCACAACUCCUGACUGACUUGAAAUGGCAACGUUCGCCUUCAGCCUCAACCAGUAACAACUUCAGUGAACUCUCACUCAGACUGGAAGCUAUCAGGACCACAGCAAUAAUUUACCUACAGCUGCAAGUCAUCUGUAUGUCGUGUAUGGAAACAGGCCACUGGUGGGCCGACUCACGCCAUCCGCUCCUCAAGAAUCAUAGACACAUUUCAAAAUGGCCAACCGUGUUUCAGAAUAACUUUAAUUCCAACCUCCUUCCCAAUUUUAUGACUAUCACAGACUUCGGUUUUCUCUUCUGACCUGCGACGUUUCACAGAUUCAGUGAUUCUGGAAAGUGGGUGCUCCUCCCUCCAAGUCCUGGGAACAGUUAAGAUACCCUUGCCUCUAGUGAAUGCCUGCUGAAACAAAAAGGGGAACACCACCUGCUGGGUGGAUGUGAGGAAGAAAAACACGUAGGAGGAGAAAAGAGAGUGCUGACGGGGAGCAAGGACGCCUCUCUCGCUAUGUCUGCCAGAGAUUUUUUUUUUUUUUUUUUCUUUUUUUCUUCUUCUUCUAUGUCCGAGUUGCGACCCGCCAGAGGCCAUCAACCCUCUGCGAACGGGGACGAGGAACAUUUCAACACCAGACACUUUAGUCUUCACCCUGAUUUUUAGAUGUGAAUUGUACAUCUGAAGAUAAAUCCCAAACACACUCCCACUCCUCCCGUUCCUGUCGGGGUUUUAUCUUUUUUUCAAAAUCAGUGUGUUGGGUUGUUUGUUAGGGCAUCAAGCUGUUUCUCGGACCGUUACAGUAUUUAUUAUUACCAAUGACUUUUGACCUGAAGUCCUGUCCUGCUCUUAAGAAGUCAUGUGGUGGGUAUUUUGUGCUCUGAUUUGCUGUUGCGGUGCGGACCAAGAGGAGCUACAAGAGAAUAAUUACUGGUCACAGCAAUAAUGACAAUAGUGAUUCUAGUACUUUUUGAAUGUUUCAAACAAAGUAGUAUAUAAUUAUAAUAAUAAUAAUAAUGAGGAUGUGCGUGAAUGUGUGUAGAAGCAGUGAAAAAACCAAGCAAAGAAGAUUUUGACUUGAGAGAAGUAUGCGUGUGUGUUCAUGAGGAGUCCUCACUGUUACAUUUUCAGAUGUUACAUUUUCAUAUUAGCGUUUCUUUAUAUAUAUAUAUAUAUAUUUUCUUUUUUUGAGAUUAAUGUUUCAGGUUUAGUUGCUCACUCUUUGUAUCACAGAGCCAGACUGUAACAGUUCAGGAUUUACCGUAGACUUGAUUAGGUAGAAACGUUAAAAUAUCACAACAGUCAGCUACUUAUGGGCCAGACAUUUCAAAAUAAAAGGACCAACCGGAACUUUGCAGGCCCAGGUGGAGAAAAAAGGGAAUCUGUUUUGCAGUAUUGUUUUGUUUUGUUUUUUUUGUGUUUGUGUGCGUUUGUAAGAUUAAUUUGAGUAACUUGUCUUCUCUUUUUAUUGAAUUCCUUUUUCAUUUUCUAUCUUUAUUAUUUUGUCAUCUUUAUUUGUUGUUUAUUU